AAGCAGUGGCUGGCAGUAGUAGCCAACUCUCAGCCAGCACCAAGUUCUGGUUCAGCACUAAGGGCAAGAGAAUUAAUUGGUGAAGACUCUGUCGGCCUCACAGAACUUCAGCACCCGAGACAGCUCUUGUCUCCUUGGAACACUACUCAGCAAGGGCAGAGAUGGAAACUAGAAGUAAGCCCCAACUCCUCGUGCUCCUGACACUUUUCUACAUACUCUUCUCGCAGACCCUGGCAUGGCCUCUUUUUGGAGCACCUUCUGCUCUGAGGGUGGGGGACAGACUACCAUUUGAAGAAACAAAUGAACCAGAUGAAAUUUCAUUAAAAGCAGACACUGACGUUUUACAAAAUGCAUUAGCUGAAAAUGACACACCUUAUGAUGUAUCCAGAAAUGUCAGACAUGCUGAUGGAGUUUUCACCAGUGACUUUAGCAGACUCUUGGGUCAACUCUCUGCCAAAAAAUACCUUGAGUCCCUUAUGGGAAAACGAGUUAGCAAUGGCAUCUCAGAAGACCAGGGACCAGCCAAACGCCACUCGGAUGCAGUCUUCACUGACAACUACACCCGCCUUCGCAAACAAAUGGCCGUCAAGAAGUACUUGAACUCCAUUCUAAAUGGGAAGCGGAGCAUUGAAGGAGAAUCUCCUGACUUUCUUGAAGAGUUAGAAAAAUGAUGAAAAAGCUCCUUGGAGCAAAACUGCUGACAACUACCCAGUGAAUUCUUGAAGGAGAAGGAGAAGCGAAGUAAUUCUAUUUUGAGUUCUACAUACGUAAUUCAAGAAAACAACUUCAAUAUCAAAACCAAAUAAGUAUAUUGUGUUGUGAAUGUUGUGAUCUAUUUUAUUCUAACGUAAUAACGGUGAUGUUUACAUUGUAAAUAUUAUUUGAGAGUUCUGGAAUUUGUCUUUAAUUCAUGAACGUCCUAUAAUUUCAUAUGCUGUGUAUCCUUUCUAACAGAAAUGUAUUUAAUGAUGAGUAAGUUAAUUCCAGUUAUAUGAGGUUUUUAGGAAGAGCAUAAAAGAGUAAAAUUGAUGCAUUUAUUUAUAGGGCACACUUAACUAUUCAGGAGAGUGGAGCAGAUAAUCAGCUUGUCUAAAUUUGAAUGUUGAGCAGAUAGAAUUCUGUGUUAAAUGCCAGAGUGUCUAGAAUACCAAAAUAAAUAUAAAUAAAUAAAUAAACAAACAGUCUCCAAAAAAGAUUUUCAGAAAAUGUUGUGUGUUCUCGCAUGCUUAGGCAACAUUUAUGUUGAAUGAGAUUUUUUUAAAUUUCUCAAAUUUGUAUCUCUAAUCGCCAAAUCUCUCUUCUGAUCUAAUGUUAAAGAGAAUGACCCCUACUGACACCGGACUUUCCCUUUAUGCUUGUUGUAGGUAUGUGUAAAAUAUAAACUGAAUGGCACGCUUUUUUUUUCAAUGAUAAUAUUUUUUUUCCCAUGAUCUCUCAGAUCAUGCUUAGGUCAUACCAGCUACGUUUGUGAAAGUACAUUUGGAGAAACAACUAUUUUUCCAAAACGAUUGUAAGAAAUUAAAUAGAGAAAAUAAAGACCUUUGAUUAUCAUUGCA
Molecule: messenger RNA, 1556 nt
Organism: Phacochoerus africanus (Common warthog)
Lineage: Eukaryota; Metazoa; Chordata; Mammalia; Artiodactyla; Suidae
Gene: VIP
Product: vasoactive intestinal peptide
Exons: 7
Coding region: 162-671 (169 amino acids)
Biological process (GO): positive regulation of penile erection; regulation of protein localization; regulation of sensory perception of pain
Cellular component (GO): neuron projection; extracellular region; perikaryon
Molecular function (GO): peptide hormone receptor binding; neuropeptide hormone activity
Source: RefSeq, a predicted model, not a curated record